AGCGGUGGUGUUGAGAGCGGCCGCGGAAGGAGCUUUUGCAUCUGGAGAAAGAAGAGAUGACGGAGAAGAAGAUGGCUAGUGGUUUCACCGGCAACCAAGAACCGCCGACGGAUAAAUGUUGGGGAAAUUAUUGCAAACCCUUUCAACAAGGGAAAAUCAAGAAUUGGAAGAGGUUUUCAAGCAUGUGCCACAUGUGCAAGAAAAAGGAAAAACUCAUUAUGGUGAGCAUUGGAGGUGUCUCCAACAUGCACCCUCUAAUGUUUAAGUCAAGCAAGAUCCAAUGAAGAUGUUGGAGAAGGAAGAAGAAGUCUAGGGGAGAAGAGGGACUCAAAAGGAAUUACCUUUAAUAGAGUGAAAAGGCUUUU
Messenger RNA from Rubroshorea leprosula, 365 nucleotides. NCBI's taxonomy places the organism in Eukaryota, Viridiplantae, Streptophyta, Magnoliopsida, Malvales, Dipterocarpaceae. The record is from the annotation of a GenBank genome assembly.